This is a messenger RNA of Tarenaya hassleriana, 1966 nucleotides long. Its product is annotated as ammonium transporter 1 member 2. Gene Ontology annotation, molecular function: ammonium channel activity. The record is from RefSeq and is a predicted model, not a curated record. Gene Ontology annotation, biological process: ammonium transmembrane transport; ammonium homeostasis. Lineage: Eukaryota; Viridiplantae; Streptophyta; Magnoliopsida; Brassicales; Cleomaceae. Gene Ontology annotation, cellular component: membrane.
CACCAACCAAACUCAGAAGAGAACACCCAUCACACCUCUCUCUCUCUCCCUCUCUCUCUCUCUCUUUCUCUCUCUCCGCCAUGGCCGCCGCCUCGUCCCUCACAUGCUCCGCCGUGGACCUCGCGGCCCUCCUCUCCUCCUCCGCCUCUGCCGCUGCGAACGCCUCCUCUUCUGCCUCCGCAGCCGCCGCCGCCGAAUUCAUCUGCGGCCAAAUCUCCGGUGUCUCCGGCAAGCUCUCCGACGUGACCUUCGCCGUCGACAACACCUUCCUCCUCUUCUCCGCCUACCUCGUCUUCGCCAUGCAGCUCGGCUUCGCCAUGCUCUGUGCCGGCUCCGUUCGCGCCAAAAACACCAUGAACAUAAUGCUCACCAACGUCCUCGACGCAGCCGCAGGAGCGAUCUCCUACUACCUUCCCUUCGCCUUUGGCACGCCUUCCAACGGCUUCAUCGGCCGCCAGCGGGAUUUCUUCGCCCUAAACGCAUUUCCUGAAGGCGCCGGCUUCGACUUCAGCUUCUUUAUGUAUCAAUGGGCGUUUGCAAUCGCGGCCGCGGGAAUAACCAGCGGUUCAAUCGCCGAACGCACACAAUUCGUCGCGUAUCUUAUAUACUCCUCUUUCUUAACCGGUUUUGUAUACCCGAUCGUGUCGCAUUGGUUUUGGUCGAGUGAUGGUUGGGCGAGUGCGACCCGGUCCGAUAAUAACCUCUUAUUCGGUUCCGGUUCGAUUGAUUUCGCCGGUUCAGGUGUGGUUCACAUGGUUGGAGGAAUCGCCGGUUUGUGGGGUGCCUUUAUCGAAGGACCAAGAAUCGGCCGGUUCGACAGGUCGGGUCGGUCCGUGGCCUUACGUGGCCAUAGUGCUUCACUCGUGGUUCUUGGUACGUUCUUGUUGUGGUUUGGUUGGUACGGAUUUAACCCCGGUUCUUUCCUAACCAUACUGAAACGGUACGGAGACGUUAACCUUCCGUACUAUGGCCAGUGGUCAGCCAUCGGCCGGACCGCCGUGACCACGACGUUAGCCGGCUGUACUGCCGCGUUGACGACUUUGUUCAGCAAACGUCUCAUGGUUGGACACUGGAACGUUAUCGACGUCUGUAACGGCCUUCUCGGCGGUUUCGCUGCAAUAACCUCUGGCUGUGCCGUGGUGGAGCCGUGGGCCGCAAUUGUGUGCGGAUUCUUCGCGUCGUGGGUCCUCACCGGAUGUAACUUCAUCGCCAAGAAACUGAAAUUCGACGACCCGCUCGAGGCGGCUCAGCUUCACGGUGGGUGUGGGGCCUGGGGAUUGCUCUUCACGGGAUUGUUCGCAACCAAGAAAUACGUCAAUGAGGUAUAUUCCGGCGACGGUGAGCGGCCGUACGGACUGUUUAUGGGAGGCGGAGGGAGAUUGCUUGCGGCGCAAGUAAUACAGAUUCUUGUGAUCGCCGGUUGGGUCUCUGCCACGAUGGGUCCUUUGUUUUAUGGAUUGCACAAGAUAAAGCUUCUCAGGAUAUCGCCGGAGGAUGAGAUGGCCGGGAUGGACAUGACACGUCACGGCGGGUUUGCUUACAUGUACAACGACGAGGAUGACGUGUCAGGGAAACCGUGGGGCCAGACCACCGGACGAGUGGAGCCCACCAGCCGGAGUAUGACUCCGACUCCGACGAUGUCCGUUUGAUCGGAGAUCGUUUUGUGUGGUGGAGAGUGAGACAGAGUUGUGAUAAGACAUGAAGACAAAAAGAGUUGGGAACCAAACUUUGUUGUGAUGCAUGUGUUUGUGGAGUUUGGGCCCUUUUUGUCGUUUUAUGAAAUCAUAUUUUAUUGGGAUUUAGGGAUCCACACACCCUUUUUCUUCGUGUAUAAACCAGGAAAAAAAAAGUCAACUCUUUUUGUCUGUAAUCUGGUUGCUGACUUUUAUUUAUGUGGUGUACUCUUUGAUUGUAAUAAGCUUUGAACAUAAUAACUGGUAAUGUUGACGUGGUGAUAGUAUUUUAA